GAGUCGGUUCAGUUGGCUAUCGGCACAUCACCAAUAUGGCGGUGAGGCGGAAAGCGACGGUUUCGCGCAACGUGCGUCGUGAUCUCAUUCCCAUGCAGUGAGAACUUUCCCAGAUUUAAUCUAAGACCUGUCUCUAGCAGCUAACCAUGGUAUGAGCCUUACAUCAGAUGAAGUAAUGUUAGACAAUAAUUAACAUUCUUAAUUGCUGUAUUUUUGCUUGGAUCUUUUUAAAAGAUGCCAAGUUUACGGAAGAAAGUUGCCGGUUUCAUGCGCCAAUUGUCUAUUAGUAAUUUGGCUGGAGCUGUAGAAAGUAUAGGUCUCGGAGAACAGCCGCUUCGAAGCCCACAAUCAUUAACUCAAGACUUUCCUGGCGGCUGUUUUAUCACGCGCUACCUCAAUGGAUUAGAAACGAAACAAGAAGGACCAGCAAUUUUACAUGGCCGAAAUCCAGAAGAAUUGCCGAGCAGGCAGAUCGAUGUUUUUCAAGAAAAUGAAGAAGUAUUCGCGGCCUACACGGGUCCUGAUAGUGGUCUUACUGCAGUCAAUCUUCAACAAAAACAUUUAAGUAUUAGUGAUACUGAUAUAGAUUACAUUGAUAUGCUAGAUCAAAAUGAGCAAUAUAGAAGCGAACUUUCCUCAGGAUCGACAACAUCAAACGUCACAAUUGCUGGAGUUACUGAUUGGUUUAAUCCUCAUGAAAACGCAUACGGAAUUGCGACCACGCUAUAUGAGAAAAAUCCUAUAAAUGAUACUAAUAACGGCGAACCAAUAGCUGAUUGUUUUGGCGUUGUAGCAAGACCAAACUCUGCCAUAUUGGCUCUCGCGGAUGGUGUCAACUGGGGUACAAAAGCGAGUAUAGCAGCUAGAUCUGCAGUUCAUGGAAGCAUAGAGUAUUUGAAUCGAGCUCUGUUCUGUCCAUCUAUAAAUAGUGAAAUGACAACGACAAAGGAUGUAUUUAUAGCAUUACUUCGAUCAUUCCAUGCAGCACAUUCGUUGAUUCUUCAAGAACAAGGAAUGCUUACUACCUUAACAGUAUGCACAAUCCUUCCACUGCCAAGUUCGAGUACUGAUACAAAUAUAUGCCAGAAAAAGUAUAUUGCGUGUACCUGCAACGUUGGUGAUAGUUUAGCCUAUGUAUAUUCAGGGAAGACUGGAGUGAGAGAAAUAACGCGAGGAUCUCACGAUAUUCAUUGCAUGCGAGACAUGCGAGAUGCCUUAGGAGCUCUAGGUCCAGUAGACGGCUCUAAUCCUGAAUUGAAUAACUUAACGCUGGCUAUAACAGAAGUUGAGAGAGGCGAUAUAGUAUUUCUGACAAGUGAUGGAAUUUCAGAUAAUUUUGAUCCUGUGGUGGGAAAAUUUGCAGUUUUGCCCAAUCACAGCAGUGGCACGGAUGCCACGCUAAAAAGUCACGAUGCGAGAUCGAAGACGCGUCGAAGGUCCACGGAAAAUUUACGGCACACGGAAUCGAGUAAUAGUAACGUAAACAGCAACAAUCUGCCGGUGGUCGAGGCCUAUCAGAGGCAUGAACUCACGCUGCUCAGAAUGGAAGAUCUGCUGAGACGUGGAGUUUCUGGGGAAGGACCACCAUGUAACAGUGCCAAACAUUUAUGCGAACUUCUUUUAGACUUUGCGGUACGUAUAACUGCAGCGAAAAGGCGGAUCUUGGAAGACACGGAGUUAUACUAUGCACAACACAAAGAUGGUCACUUGAUACAGCUCUCAAAGCAGGAGCAAAGAUCUCGAAGGAAAAGGACUCUGGAAAAGAUAUCGAUGAUACCCGGUAAGCUAGACCAUGCGACGGUCGUAGCUUACGUAGUCGGAUCCUAAACUUCUUCAAAGUGUAAUUGCAAUUAACAAUAGAGAGAGUAUAGUUUUUAUUCACAUAAAAAUGAUAGAUUAACUUUCUAUACUGUAACAUUCUUACCUAGUGUUAAAUGAAAGAUAAAAAUAUAUCUUUUGACAAGCCAA
Molecule: messenger RNA, 1968 nt
Organism: Pogonomyrmex barbatus (red harvester ant)
Lineage: Eukaryota; Metazoa; Arthropoda; Insecta; Hymenoptera; Formicidae
Product: PP2C-like domain-containing protein CG9801
Source: RefSeq, a predicted model, not a curated record